Molecule: messenger RNA, 2934 nt
Organism: Schizosaccharomyces japonicus yFS275
Lineage: Eukaryota; Fungi; Ascomycota; Schizosaccharomycetes; Schizosaccharomycetales; Schizosaccharomycetaceae
Exons: 1
Coding region: 152-2869 (905 amino acids)
Source: RefSeq, a predicted model, not a curated record
CCUCGCUCCCUCCCCCAUGCGCUCCCCCCCCUCGUUCUCGCUCGCUUUCCUAGGGAGAUUCGUCUGUCCUUCCGAGUCUUAAUGAGGCUCUGCCUCGUACUAACGAAAAUUGACAGUAAACUUGUUCUGUAGAAGUAGCUAAAUCUUGCAAAUGGCAGAUUUUGCCUUUGUAGCAGGUCUUUCGGAUGAUUGGCUAGUAGAAUCUGCAAAUCCGCAAAAAGAGGAAUUUGUUGACGCACCUCAUUUCGAAGAUACUGUUAUGUCUAUGGGAAACAUUGUAGACGAAUUUUCUCGGAAAAGAGAUUUUUUCGUAGACUCAUUAAACAAUGAAUUGACGCAUUCGAGGUCUCCCAGCUCGCCAGUGUCUCCUACGUCGGGAUUCUCGUUGUCGUUAAAACGAAAGUUUGAGCCUCCAGCAAAUGCUGGGCCUCCCAGCAGUGAGCUACGACCAGACGCACUUGUACAACAAGACGGUGUCUUGGAACCUUUUAAGUACAUACCCCACAUCCACCCUCUUCGCGCUAAAUAUGCUCCUGUCAUCCGGUCUAUUUAUCCCAAUUUACGUCUUGAUGGCCGGGAAUUGCUCCCCAUGUGUGUGUUCCCAAACGAUAUCUCACUGGCUGUCCGGGAAGAACAGCCGCAACCAGCCUGGCACUCCUUCCUGCUUCCUCAGGGCGAUGGGAAACCGGACCUGUUUGCUACUUGCAUUGUCUUUUGGAUUCCGCUGUCCGCCGCAGAGACGCAGAUAUUCGACAGACGGUUUCGUGAAUGGUACUCGCUGUACCUUUCCUCGGAACAAAAAGAAAUGUCGAUUUCCCUGCGUGACAAAAUUGUUGCUGAAAAAAUAACGCUAUCGUCUCUGCUUUCAGAUCUCCCGUUUGCAGAGUCGCCAAACAACCGCCAAGACUUGAACCGUGCGAUUGCCAGUUGCGAGGAACGCAUCCAAGCGUUUACGAGUAUGAUGUGUGAUCUUUACCAAGGCGCUAUGCCAAGUCUCGAAGAGCUUACAUCUAUGGGAGUUUCGUGUUGGAAACCGCAUGCCGUCGGCAUCGUCGGUCGGCAUCCAAACAUGCAAACGUUCUACCGUGAUUGGUUGCGUUUAGUAAUUGCACCUAUGCUACAGCUAGAACAUGCUCCGCCGUUUGACGACUGGCUGCCACUGGAACGAUUUGUGCACAAUUUGUGUGUGGACAUUCCUCAGCAGCUUGAUCGUGACUCGUUAAAACUCGAAGUCGAGGUUGGAAAUGCACAUCUUUUUACUCGCAUUUCGACGUCCUUUGAUGUGCAUGACUUUGGCGACGUGGACCUUUAUCCACUUGUGCAUGCACUCAGCGUGGAAAAAAUAGUUGUCUUGUUUGAGGCAGCUACACAGGAAAAGAACAUAGUGUUUCUUUCCCAGUGUCCCUCUAUCCUUUACAGCGCCUCGCGUGCUCUAUUAAGUCUUUUGUUCCCUCUCCACUGGCAGGGAUUGUAUCUUCCUGUGCUUCCUAAGCGUCUGUUUUCAGUUAUGGAUAACUCACGACCAUUCAUUGUGGGCAUUCAGCCUGAUGGUACCUCAACCUCGAUAUCGUUUCCCUUUCUUACUUGUAAUCUUGAUGAGGAUCACAUCACUGUUCCGCCCUCAUUGCACUUGCAAAGCAUUCCAUACAGAUAUAAAAAAAAGCUACUGUAUCUCCUCUCUAUGUCAGCACCCAUGAAGGGUGUAAAGCGUGGCAUUCCCCGAUCAAGUUUGGAAGCGUACCCCUAUGGAACGAUGCCAAUUUCAAAUCAUUUACUAAGCAAUGUCCAAAAAUCAAGCAAAAUAUCCAUUCUCGUUGGGGAACAUUCCAGCGUGUUUCGCAAAAACGACCCCAGUCCGCAGGCGCCUGUUUUCCACGCCUUUGGUACGGAGCAACUGAGGAAUCUUCCGCAGCGUCAAAUGUUUACUCAUCUAUCUACCACUCAUAUGCGGAAGUCGUCUCUAUUAGACCGCGCUUCCAUCGUCUCCCACAAAAGAUUUCGCCUUUCUGCUCACAAAAGUUUUGACCGGUUCAUGAACAAGUCUGACAGCCUGACGCUUGUUCCUCGUCAACCCACUCCCUUGCCUGACAAUGCCUACUUUAACGAGUACUAUGUGCCAGGGAGAGCAACGCCGUCUAUAACGGGUUUUACCUCCCUGGCCCCGUCUACGAUUUACGAUGCAAAUAGAGGUUUAGGAAACAUUGGAGAUACCCAGCAGUUCACGGAUGAGCAAGGAAACACGUGGAUAGAAGGUCACUGUUUUAACCUCCAACGGUUUAAUGGCGAAGCAAAAAUUUGUGCUAUUUCUAAAGAGCCCUUAGAUGUGGCUUACUAUCAAUGCAUGGCUUGUGGUUUAACCGUGUCGCAGCAAUCACUUUCAGAAGUUUACCUUCCUUGCGAGUCUUCGUCUUUUGAUUCUGACAAGAUUCGAGCCUCCUUUCUUCGUUUUUUUACAAAUGUUUUUCUAAACUUCAGACGCUACAUCAUGCCAGAUAAAGCAUCUGGAAAGCCAAAAUUUUUAAUAGAUGAGUUCUGUCGUCACGUACCGCAUGAUCUCACAGAGUACAUUCGAACGUUGUCUCAAACAGCCGCCUUUGACGCGCUCGUCCAGUAUCGACUUACGCAUAGUAUUACAGAUCCAGAAAUUGCUUUUUUUGAUCGGCUACUCGAUGCAAAGCGGAAUAAGAACAAAUUCCGUUUAUUUAGACGAAAAACACCCAAUUACUUACAUGCAACGUGGGCUGUAUCAGCUUCGCAACACAUUGUUCGUGUCCCUGUAAAUAAGGACAUGAAUGAUGAUGCAAAACAGCUACAUAUAACCAGAGGCAUCCCAUUCAUUUUUGACGAAAACCUUGCACCCAACUCAUGAAACCGCUCCUAGAGUUUGAUGAAAAAUUACAAUUUUAUUCUUUUUUUUCAAAUGAAUAUGUUGUC